AUUGCUGAAUAACAUUUCAUCACCAGGAACCCGGAAGUGAAGGUGCUCGUAGGAAUUAUAAAUCUUAAGAUUUGGGGAAAAUGGGGAGAAUCCAGUAAACAGAGCAGAAUCCAGCCUAUCUGGAAGGAUGUGUUCAGUGGCUGUAACAGGUGGCUCCGGGUUCCUGGGCCAACACAUUGUCAAACACCUUCAGCUGAAUGCCCCGUGGGUGACAGAAAUUAGGGUGUUUGACCUUGUUCCAUUCGUCAAUUCGCUCGAUUACACAGCGAGACUAACUGUGAAGAGUUUUACCGGGGGCUUAGGGGACGUCCCAGCUCUUCAAGAGGCUUUCCACAAUGUUAAUGCUGUUUUUCAUGUGGCUUCCAUGAUAGACACAAGAUUUCUGCCCGAUGAAAAACUUCUUCGGGAAGUGAAUGUUCAAGGCACAGUGAAUGUAAUAACUGCCUGUGAGGAGGCAUGUGUGGCUAGCCUGGUCUACUGCUCCUCCAUCAGCACGGUGCAGGGUUAUUUUAGCUGUCUGGGAGGAACGGAAACAGAACUUUAUGAUGUCAGUCCGUUGAUGUUCAGAGAUUAUGGAGGGACCAAAAAAGAAGCAGAGCAACUGGUGCUGAAAGCUAAUGGUACAUCCUUAUCAAAUGGAAAGACGCUGAGUACAGUGUCUUUAAUACCACCCACCAUGUAUGGAGAGGGAGACAAACUUAUUCCAAAGAUACUGCAGUUCGCACAGAACAACAACGGCAAGUUCAUCCGAAUGGGCAGCGGACAGAACCUAGAGGCCUACGCAUAUGUUGGCAAUGUCGCCUGGGGGUUUGUGUGUUGUCUUAAAACGAUGCGCGACGAUCCUAAUUUUGGAAAUGAGAGAAUGUUCAUUAUGGAUGACACUCCUCCACAAUCUAUCCAAUCGCUGAGUCAACCAUAUCUUAAGAGCAGGGGGUUCAUAUUGACUUCAUUUUAUAUCCCAGUGUGGUUGCUUCUUGUUGUCUGCUUUGUUGUGGAAUCGUUUUGUCUUUUAAUUUCACCAUUGAAGAGAAUCUCAUUUGAUUUUAGUUUAUCGGGGAUUCUUUUCACCAGAAUGAAAUUUUAUGUUAGAUAUGAGAAGGCCAGUACUUUGAUAAAUUACUCCCCACUCUAUUCAAUGGAGCAGGCAGUGGAGAAGUCUAUGAUUUAUUACAAUAAUCUGAAAUUAAAAACCUGAUUUCAUAUUUACCUUGUCACAGUGGCAGAUCCAGAAAAUUUUCAAAGGGGAGGUUACAACAUUUUACGACCAAAUGUGUGUGUUUUGCAGACCCAGCAAAUGUAAGAUUUUGUUUAAAAUUAACAGACACCCCUAGAUUCGCCACUGUGUCAUAUAGGUACUGUUACAGGUAGGGAUACAUUUCAAAACAAAUUUCGGCUUUAUUUUUGUUUUACAUCUCCCUGGCCUCAGUGGUUUGCUGUACGUUUCACUUGAGAUUUAUGAGUUUACAGAUGUACGUGAUUUUUUCCCCAGUUUUUAAAGUGCUACAUGUAUUUUUGUAAGUGUGGCUUAACAUUUGUUGGUGCAAUUUAUUGUGAAACAUGUACAAAGUACAUGUGAGGAUCGUGUCCAUUAACACUGCUCAUAUUUUACCUGCAUUUAAAUGUAGACAGAGCCAUAUACAUACAAUAAAAUAGACAUUGAUUUUAUUUAUUUAAUAAUGUAUAUCAGGUAAUUUUGGUGCAAUGAAAAUGUUGACUUUUUUUGCGUAUGAGGAAAAUUUGCUAGAAAUAAAAGCACCCAAGAUUUCUUUACAUUUAAAAGGGCAUGGACGAAAAAUUUUUAAAUUUUAUUUUUUCAUUUUUAUUGUUUGCAAUGUUUAACUAAAGUAUUUUUAAUGGUCAACCGGAAUUUGAGUAUCAGUUAUUGAGUUAUAACUGAGAUACAACGUACAUUGCUCACAAUUUCUUGUUAUGUAAACAAGGUUCGUGACAUGUUUUUGUUUACAUAUAGAUCGCUUUUGAAAUAGGAAAUACCAGGUAUAAAAGAAAAUGAGAUGUGCCAAACACUAGAAACUAUUUAAUUCUGUUCAGAAUUAACUUGUAAAUUGAAAAAAUCAUCUGCUUUAAAUGAAACUUUUACUAGCAUAUUUAGCCUAUAUGUAAACAAAAACAUGACACAAGCCCUGUCUACAUAACAAAGAAUUGUGAGCUUUGUAUGUUCCAUGGACCUUGACAACUGACAUUCAAAUUUUUGCUGACCGUUAGAAAUACUUUAGCUAAGCAUUCUAAAGAUUAAAAAUGUAAAUAUAAAGUUUGAAAAUGUUCAGCUCAAAUCGUGUCCAUGCCCCUUUAAGUGCUACACUUCAUGUUUAAUGUGACUGUGUUAAUAAAAAGUGUCAAGAUUUCAAACUUCAUGUACUUUUUUUUGGAGAAAUUCCCCUGAUACCAAAAUUACCUGAUAUAAUGUAUCAUAUACAUGUAGUAAAGAAAAAUAAUUAUUAUAUUAAACCAGUACAUAUAAUUAGGCCAUAUUUUCUAUGCAACAUUUUUUAAUAGUGAAGCAUUUAAAAUGUAAAUCAAUGCAUGAAACACAUGAUAAUUAACAUGUACCUGUAUUAAGAGUAUAUGCAUAUUAUAUAGAUAUAUGUUUAUAUAGAUAUAUACAUGUAUAUAUGAAUACAUUAAUUUUUCUUUGAAUUUGUAAUCCUUGCAUGGAUGUGAUUUUAUAAUUUGUUGUUGAACACCAAUAUUUCUUUUUUUUCUGGGGGUUUUUUUUUUGUGGUUGUGCAAGAAUGCCAAACAAUAUGUUCAAUGAAGUACAAUUUUUGCUGAUAAAAUUAGAACAUUUCGGGUUUCAUUUCUAGGAAAAUAUAUGUACAUAUUGAUGAAACGGAAUCCUUUGGCAAAUCAAUAAAAUUUUAUGUCUACAAAGAUUAGUAAACCACAGGUAUAUUGAAAUUUAAAUAUAUAGGUGGUAUUAAAUUGAGAUCACAUGACUAAUAAAUGCAUAAUAUCCAACAAAGAUUGACCAAUCAUUAGAUACCUGUUGUUUUAUGCACAGAAUCUCAAAUUAAGUUGUAAAUUUAUUGAAGUUUGAAAUGUGCACAAUUUUUGCAAGAUCUGGUUUUAAUGAAUGAAAAUGUCUGUACUUUUUGUCUUUUUCAUGCCUCAUAAGACUCCAUUGAGAAUACUCACACUAUAUACUCACACCCUGUGUUUGAAUGUUUCACUUUUUAGGUGUACAUUAUUUCAUAGAUAGCUGUACAAAUUGAUUUGUCACUCAGGUCUUGUAUAAUCUGAUUUCAUCUUUUUUAAUGUUAAGGACGACAAACAAAAUUCCUUCAAUUUUAAUCUUUUUCAGUUUACUGUAGAAUGUAAUGGACAAUGCCCAUGUUGAUAUUGGACUCAAACUUUUCAGAUAUUUUUAAUGACAAUUUCAAUCACAUUUUAGUAUAACAUUAAGCAAUGAAUACUCUUUGAAACUGAUGGGAAAAUUAAAAGUGUUGUACCUAUUGGUUCUAUAUGAUUCAAUCUAAACAUAAAACCACCUGAGAAUCAGUUUGCAUGUUUUAUAUUCGUUAUUUGAUAACUACACAUAUAUUUUAUGAUUGUGUUUUCUUAUGAUCAAAACCAAAAUUCAUGAUGCGAACAAUUUUAUAUAUAUGUUGAUAAGUUGCCACAAGAAUCCCAUUUUGCAGACAUGCGAAGGUCACAGUGCAAAGUCUCAGCUUUUUUUGGUACAGGGAUUGGGUUCCCUUCAACUGGGAAAAUUAUCAGUCAUAUUUUGCUAAACAUUUACAAAAUUGAGUUGACUGUCUUUUCCAUCCAAAAAAGUUUGAAAACAUAAAAAAUAAACAUAAGAAUAACAACCACAUUUUCAUUUAUAUUUAUUCACUUCUUGACUGUAUUUCUUUGCUCUUUUCUACCUACCAGUUUACACUGUACAAUGUAUUUUCAAUUUAUAAAUGCAUCUAGGAAAUUUUGCUCAUAGAUUGGGAAAAUGGGUGACUUUUUGUCACCGGGAAUGGGUCUGAUAUUCGGUCUAACUUUGAGGGGAGCGGCAGCCCUGAAAGUGCAGAAUCUGUUACAUUAUGUUGUCCUUAAUAAAAAAUGAUUCUCAGUUUUGUUCAAGUCUCAGGAUUUUUAUGUCUGAAUGUUAUCAAUUUCUUAAACAGUUGAAGUGAUUUUACUCUGCCAUGGGUCUUUUAAUAUUAGCUCAUGCAGGAUUUUUUUUUAUCAUAGAAUUCUAUAUUUUAUAUCAACUUUUGCAUAAUGUACAGUGUAUUAAUAUACUCAUAUCAUGCAUAAUAAAUACAUUGAUAAUUGA
Messenger RNA from Ostrea edulis (European flat oyster), 4285 nucleotides. RefSeq names its product 3 beta-hydroxysteroid dehydrogenase/Delta 5-->4-isomerase type 2-like. The transcript is spliced from 5 exons. Gene Ontology annotation, molecular function: 3-beta-hydroxy-Delta5-steroid dehydrogenase (NAD+) activity. NCBI's taxonomy places the organism in Eukaryota, Metazoa, Mollusca, Bivalvia, Ostreida, Ostreidae. The record is from RefSeq and is a predicted model, not a curated record. Gene Ontology annotation, biological process: steroid biosynthetic process. The coding region runs from base 128 to 1195 and encodes 355 amino acids.